UUUUUUUCCUAUGAAGCAGGGAAGCAAUACUCGAGUGAAUCGUGCCGGGAGGUGCUUGAUUGCGUGAGUGGGAUGGACUGAAGACGCAGUAAGACCAUCAUGCCGGCGAUCGCGAUGCCCUCGAAGUACUCUUCGACAUACGGUUCGUCGUAUACCCACAAGUUUUGCUCGUCAUCGUCAUCUGUGGGCUCAUUGUCAUCUCGAUCUAAUUCGACGUAUCGGGCUUUGAGCCUAGACCGACCAUCGGUGUCUUCGUCGUCCCCACUGCGUCAUCGACCUGCAAUCUCAACAUGGACCCCCACGUCAUCGUCGACAAUUGAUUCACGAUACCCAAGCGUUUCCACCAGGCUUCCAGCCAGACCGCCUCGACCCGGCGAAACCAAACAUACGUAUGAGCCUAUUUCGACAAGGAAGGAUCGGUACGGGGCGCGAGACUCGCUGACGUCGACGUCAUCGUCGACGUUGACUUCGGCGUACCCCCGAAGCAGGGAUUCCAGGUUGUUCACGUGCACUUCGUACGACGCCAGGAGUUCGUCGCGAGAGUCGAGCAUUGCUCGGGAUUCUGUUUCUAGUCUGGAAUCCUGGCGUAGCAAUCGUCGGGAGCGCAGCACGAGCAGAGGCACGAUUAAGCUUGACGAGGACAAUGCUGGGCACCAAGUAUGCGGAAUGCUGCGGUGUGAAGCCGUGACAGAGCUGCGAGUUUUGAUACUCACUGGGGCUAUCAAUCUUUUGAGUGAUUUGAAGAUUAGCCGAUGUUCGCUUACCACCUCCUGCACUCACCACCGGAUGAACUAUAUUUUCAUAAGUGAUCGGGUGCGCCUUCAACGCUUUUGUCUUUUCUCCAUUCAAUCGAUGAGGACCACAAUUGGAGCAGGGGCCAGUGAACUGGUUCGAAAGGCGAUACAUUCGUCCACUCUAUCUCAAGACUCGGGUUACAACUCCUGGGGCCGGUCCUCGUGUGAGAAAUUAUCUACGACGUCCAAGUACCAUCCAGUGGAAGACGAGAAACCUAGAUUGUCGAUUUCGGAACGAAAAGCCGCCCUGGAGAAUUCGACCAAGCUGCGCCGAGGCAGUGGCGAAGACGUUCGGCCGGUGGACGACACCAACGGAAACCGCCCCGGCGGCCCUUCUGUCAAGGAACGGACUGCCUUGCUGCUCGACUCUAAUCGCAAUUCUAGCGAGAAGGAGAACGAGGAUGACGCGAAAAGCUGCUCGUCGGUUUCUUCGUCGACGUCCGUCAGCUCCGUCACGCCCCGCGGUCGGUCUGCACUGUCCGCCAAAACCAUUCAGCGUCCGUUUCCGCGCACCAAGUCGCCGUUGAUCAAUGGAUUCGAGUCCGAUGCUAACGACUCCCCGACGAAUAUAGAACUGGAAUUGGCGAGACAGUUCACGAAUGAUUGCGCUAUUCUAUCGAAGCAUCCUUAUCUGGAGAAAGGAGGUCAAUCAGGCCUGCGAAACAUUGGAAACACGUGCUUCAUGAACAGCAUCAUACAGUGUUUGACGUACUCUCAGCCGCUGCUUGAGUACGUUAUUGAGGAAAAGUAUCUCAACGAGAUCAGCUCCAAAUCACGAAUGGAAGGAUCUAUCGUGAAAGCCUUCGGCAGCUUGGUGAUGGAGUUGUGGCGCGACAAAGGGAGUUAUGUGAAUCCUGGACAUUUUAAGAAGUGCGUCGCAAAGUUCGCCCCACGUUUUAUGGGGUACGACCAACAAGACGCUCAGGAAUUCUUACGUUACUUACUGGACGGCUUGCAUGAAGACCUCAAUCGUGUCAUCAUCAAGCCCAAGCCGAUGGAUCGAGAAGUCGAUUCCUCUUUGACUGAUGCGCAGAAAGCCGAAGCGGCGUGGCAGCAAUACUUGAAGUUUGACAAUAGUCGGAUAGUGGACAUCUUCGUGGGACAGCUGAAGUCAACCCUCACGUGUACAGUGUGCGACCACAAGAGCGUGACAUUCGACCCGUUCUGGGAUCUUUCAGUGUCACUGCCGCAGGCACUCGGAUUGUCCGAGUGCGUCGACUUGACAGAGUGCUUGGAGCUCUUCACGAAGGAAGAAGUGCUCGACGGCGACGAAAAAGUGGAGUGCUCGCGAUGUAAAAAGCUCGUGAGAGCUACCAAGAAACUCACGAUCCAGCGUUACCCGAAGGUGCUUGUUCUGCACUUGAAGCGAUUUGGAGUUGAUCGUUUCCGUGGAAAACUGCAACAGAAGGUGAUCUACCCGCUAAUCGGGUUAAACCUGGCGCCGUAUUCCUCUGCUGGUGCCAUGAGCACCUGUGGACGUGCGGGGAUCUACAAUCUCUGUGGCGUUGCGAACCACGUCGGGUCGUUGUAUAGGGGACACUACACCGCGUUCUGUCGCCAUCCGUACCUAGGACAAUGGUUCGAAUUCGACGACACCAUGGUAUCAAAGAUGGACAGCCUGGGUGAUAUUGUGUCCAGCUCGGCUUACGUGCUCUUUUACGAGCUCAGUUCAGGCAGCUACAAGCAUUCCUCCCGGUAAGACAGAAGUAUGCCGAAAUGUGGGAAAAUAGCACAGCACUGUGGAAGAUAGCAGCAUCUUGGGCGUUCUUGUCCCAGAAGACGUAAACGCUUCCGUAACUGUUGGUCAACUGAAAGUCAGCUGUUUUUUAAAUGACGAUGAAUUCCGCGGAGUGACCAGUGUUGAGGCAUUUUUCGCGUUUUUUUUUUUUUUUGAAGCUGUAAGUGUUCAACUGAACUUCUUUUUAGGCAGUUCUUUUUUUUCGUAUAUGUGGUCGUGUUAUUUCUCUCGCUGGAGUUCCCCGGUGUUUUUUGAAUAUUUGUUGAAUGUGAGAAAAGGAGGAAACUGAUCACUGUUGGGAAACGCCCUUGGCAAGUAAAACCGAUGAAACUGUGCGGACGAAACUAAACGGGAAUGUGUUUAGGUAUUUGAUUGAUGGUCUUAUGAUCACAUUUAACCAUGUGCUCUGUUUGUUGUCCCAUUGUGGUCCCUCGCGAGCAAAAGGAUCAGUGACGCGUUUUGUUCAAUGUUCUCUUCUCUUUCACACACUUGUCUUUGUAUGUCUGACCUCGAAUGCCUGUGAUUUCUGAAGUCAAGAGAGUUGAAUGCUUAUGAUGAGGAACGGGGUUCUAGUUGAUGAAUUUGAAUACGUCCCAGACGGGUACGUCCCGUGUCCCUGAUUUACGUUAUUUUUUUCGUGAUGCUAGGUAUGGGGAACGUUAACUUUACUCGUGAAUGUCCUGUGACCUAACCUGGAACACCCUUGGAUUUAUACUUUUUCGCUAGAGAAUGAUGCCACGCGUGUUUUCGUUCUACGUACGGAAUGCUGGGAUCCGGUAUAAACCGGGAAGGGUUAGAAAUUUGUCAUGUCCCUAGGGAUUUAUCGAGAUACGUCUCUGAACUGUGGUGCGUUGGAAAUUGGCGCUGCGAGCGUAGGUUUUCUGAUUCCAUCCCUGGCUGGGCAAUGGUUUCAGGACUUCUGUUGCCCAUCCAGCGCUUCCCAUGUAACUUGAACGUGAAGUGGCCAUAACUGAGUGAUGGGAUGUUGGUCGUCCAUUUUCAUUCCGUGGGUGCAUGGAGGAAUGAUGGACGGGGAUGUGAUAACGAAGUAUCAGCUGGUUACCGUGGAAUAUGGUGUAAGGGCAAAUUAUCCUGUUGUCUAAUCCCUGUACAGAAAGAUGGUUUAAUUUGUAAUUCACUCUGAUGGUGUAGGAGUCCGUGAUAGGUUCACGAGAUCAGAAGCAGUAGUUUACUGUUAUAAUAGUUUAUUUUGGUAGAUGUCGCGCGAGCUCCCUGGGAUGCUUUAUCGGUUUUGAGCAGGGUUCCGGUGGAUUUGAGGAUAUACGGAAAACUUUUUCUAUGAUCUUUACUUUUAUCUGAGAUUCGUUUUGUGUGCCGUUAAUGACCUUGAGAAUUUAGAUCUAUCUGGAGAGAUUUCUCCCGUGUUUAUUCGCAGCGCAAAUUGUUCUGGAAAGCUCAUCAGGGACAUGUGAUGACCCUGGAACUGUCAGACUUGGUGUUGUUGAGAUGUUCCGAUAUUUGUUGAAACGUUCAGUGUUGGCAGCAGUACGUGGGAAAGGCUGCGGUCAUGGGCGCCUUUACCGAUUCAAUUGUUGGUGGUUUUUUCCCCGUAAUUCGGCAUUUUAUUUCCGAAGGCAGCGGUUGCGUAUUAUUUCGGCCAAUUACCUUGUACCCCGAGUUCAUUCACAUGUUGGUUGCGAACCCUCGAGUAUUGUUUGCUUGGUCUGUUCCAUUGGCUUCAUCGUUCAAUAAAAUAAAUAAUUCUGAUUAA
Molecule: messenger RNA, 4264 nt
Organism: Notodromas monacha
Lineage: Eukaryota; Metazoa; Arthropoda; Ostracoda; Podocopida; Cyprididae
Source: the annotation of a GenBank genome assembly